UCCUCUCUCUUUUCUUCGGAAUGGCAGCAGCAACGUCGACGUGCUUCAAGUGUGGCUCGGGCUUCCCCUUUGAGGCGCCUGUUCUCGAGGCGCUCAACCAGAAGUUCCACAAAGAGUGCUUCACAUGCACACAGUGCAACACAGGCUUUUCCGACAACAAGUUUCUCAAGCUCGCAGGCGACCCGUACUGCUCGCAGAGCUGCAUUGACGCGCGCAAUGCUACCGACGUGUGUGCCGGGUGCAAGAAGCAGAUCUCCCUGGCGGUCUCAUCACUGACGGCACUCGGGGCCAAGUGGCACAAUGAGUGCCUGCGAUGCAAGCGGUGCAACGCGACGUUCCCGGCGGGCAAGUUUGUUGUGGCGGAGGAUGCGCCGUACUGCAACCAGGGAUGCGUCGAUGCUGGACAGCCGUGCGGCGAGUGCGGCGGGGCGAUCGAGGACGGCGGGCAGUAUGUGGUGGUCAACGGAUCGACGUACCACCCGGCGUGCCAGCACGCGACGCAGUCUGAGGCGUCAGCUCCUGCGCCGGGUGGGUCUUCAGCGGCGGGAUCGGCUGAGGUUCGCGAGGCGACCGGGAGCGAGACAUGCUGCGUGUGCUCGGGCACGCUUGUGGGCACCUACCUCCUCGCGCUGGACAAGACGUGGCACGAGGAGUGCCUCAAGUGCCUGCAGUGUGCGUCGACCUUCCCUCGCUCACCUUUUCACACCUCGACGGCAAGGUGUUCUGCAACCAGGAGUGCGUAGAGAACUGGCUGCCGCAGGUCCACUGCAGAGCGUGCUCGGCACGGAUUCUCUCGACCGAGGAGUCUAUCGAGGCCAUGUCCAGCCGCUUCCACACCUCAUGCUUCAAGUGCGCUGUCUGCUCUGCUGGCUUUGACGGCCUUCAGUUCAUCGCAGCAGCCGGCAAGCCUUGCUGCUCCUCGCAGUGCGCCGAGUCGCUCGAGGGUCAGGCGUGAUCCUCCCUGUUUCCCUUUCAUGUCUCUCUUCAAACACCACCAGUAUGCCC
Thecamonas trahens ATCC 50062 is the source of this 1005-nucleotide messenger RNA. Its product is annotated as cysteine-rich protein 2. The coding region runs from base 21 to 743 and encodes 240 amino acids. The record is from RefSeq and is a predicted model, not a curated record. Gene Ontology annotation, cellular component: nucleus; Z disc. Gene Ontology annotation, molecular function: transcription coregulator activity. The transcript has 3 exons. Lineage: Eukaryota; Apusomonadida; Apusomonadidae.